UUCCUAGCAACCCCAUUCUUCUCCCCUUCCUCCUCCAAAUAACAGCAUAUUUUCUCUCACUUGCAAGAAACCUCUCUGGUGCGAUGUUGUAAUUGGUUUUUAUCGUAGUAGUCGUGGUAAAGCAUUUAUAACUGCAGCGACUCUGCAACUGUGCAACUUUUAACGGCCUUUUCUCUUGGGAACUAAGUACAAGUAUUAUGGCAACUCACAAAUUACCAGGUAUAUUUGGGCCGAGGAAAUAUAGUUAUGAAGAACUAGCAGAGGCAACAGGUCAUUUCUCCAACGAGUUCUCCAUUGGACAGGGUGGUUUUGGUCAAGUUUUUAGGGGAUCUCUAGAUGGUGGAAUCUAUGCUAUUAAGAAACUUUAUGAUGUUAAGGGAUUUGAGGAUGAGAUUGCGGUUGUUAGCCGCGUUCGUCACCGAAAUCUUGUUACAAUGGUUGGCUACUGCAUCGAAGAAGCCAAUGCACUGAUUGUAUUAGAAUAUUUUCCCAAUAAGUCCUUGAGGUUUCAUUUACAUGAAAACGAGAGUUUGGAUUGGCCAAAAAGAAUGAGAAUCGCCAUAGGCUCUACAAAAGGAUUGGAAUAUCUACAUGAACACUGCAAACCCAAGAUCAUACAUCAAGAUAUCAAGCCAGAUAAUAUUCUUCUUGAUGAUAAUUUUGAACCAAAGGUUGCAGAUUUUGGACUUGCCUGGUUCUUUCCGGAUACCAUUUCUCACCUCUACAAAUCGAUUCAGGGAACUAUAGAUUUUAUAGAUCCAGAGCGUUAUGAAAGGGUAUCUGAAGAGGCAUCUGACAAAUCAGAUGUCUAUUCUUUCGGUGUGGUGCUUCUAGAGCUGAUUACUGGAAGAAAACUUAAAUAUGAAGACAUUCAAAGAGCAAAGGCUCGAAUGAUGCAGGCUCUAAAUGGAGAAUAUACGAAUUUUGUUGAUUUCAAUUUGCAAAACUAUAAUAGAAGGGAAAUGAAAAGAAUGAUUUUCUGUGCUGCAUCCUGUGUUUAUAAACCUUUAAAUUCUCGCCCAACAAUGAAAAAGAUAGUUCGAGCUCUUGAAAAAGAUAUUCCUCUUAAGGAUAUAUGGGAUGGCAAUGACUGCAAUUUCCUCAAAAGUAUUACUAUAAUUUACUAA
Molecule: messenger RNA, 1127 nt
Organism: Hevea brasiliensis (rubber tree)
Lineage: Eukaryota; Viridiplantae; Streptophyta; Magnoliopsida; Malpighiales; Euphorbiaceae
Product: proline-rich receptor-like protein kinase PERK15
Exons: 7
Coding region: 198-1127 (309 amino acids)
Biological process (GO): protein phosphorylation
Molecular function (GO): protein kinase activity; ATP binding
Source: RefSeq, a predicted model, not a curated record